AUGUCUCGAUUGUGUAUGGUUGAGAGGGUGCACGUCAGUGCUUCGACCAGGCUUUGCCUAGGCUUUUGCUCACCGCUGGUCGCUUCUGGCAAGCGAGCAGCCAGUGUUGAGUACACAGUGGAGGGACAAGUAAGCCUUGAGCCAGUCACGCAGGCGAUGCCUGAUUACGCUGGCUGUGCCAAAUGGGCUCGGCUAAGAACACCACUGGUCCGGCAGUCGUCGGCCGAAGCCUCGCUUCCAUCAUGCUUCAGCUCUCGGCAAGCGAAUCCAUCCAGCAAAGAGCCCGCCGACACACCCUCUCUUGCAACACAGCGAGCGGGCCCGUUCGGGUGCCGCAUCACGAGCCUGCUCCUUCGGCCCCGUGUGUUUCUCAAGACCACGGACCAUUACCCCGCUCUCAACCACGAACGCCUGCUCGCUUGGAAGGAAAAGGACUUUGGUACCAUGGAGCCAGGGCCCUUGACGGGGUUGUCGCUACGGGCGACUCUACGAGAGUCCCCCGACGGCCUGUCAGCGAGGCAACUGCUCUUUCUCGCACGACGUAUUGCCAGCAUUGCCACCGGCGGCUUCCGAUUCUUUCAUGACCGGUGCAUGUCCAUCAAUGCAGAGCAUCUCGCCGACGCGAGCUCCGAGUACUUGCAACCGCCACGCGGGUUUCCUUGGUCACAGCGAUUCGAAGGCCGUCCGUACCGACCAGAAUCAGGUGGUCCACCAUCCUGGUAUGAAAUGCAGCACAUGACGCGUGGUCUCUGGAACCUCCAAGUAAUCUAUGAGGUCCGAAAUGCGGCGAAGGAGGGCCGUUUGGGAUGGACAGCGCACGACGUGGAGCAGAUAUGGGCCAUGGAUGUCAAUGCCUGGUUCGGCCACCCGACGGUCUACUCAGAAGAGGUGCUCACGGCGCUUUACUACGUCCAUCACCUCGAGGGCAAGCCCCUUGCGGACAGCUGCAUCGGGCACCCCUUUUCGGCGCCGAGCACCGGUCCGCUCGGCGAAUAUCCGCUGCAGCUGCCCAAGCCUUGGGCGUCAACGACCGGAGAGGUGAAUGCCCUUGGCGAGACGACAAACGUGUGGCCAGCCGAUGUGCCGCACCCUCCACGAGGCGACUUUCGCGCGCGCUUCGGCUUCGAGGCGUACGGCUACAAGUGGGCGCAGCUGCUUUCCCAGAAUGUGCGCUCCCCGAUCCGGACCGUGUCGUUUAGGCCGUUCCGCGCGCUGGGGUUCGGGCUCUGGGAUCGGCAGCGGCUCGUCGCGUUUGGGCUGGUUGAUGCUCCGCCGGGGGAGCUGGCAAUGAUGAUGGCGCCCAAGACGACGGGGGACUUCUUUGCUUGGCGGAGUUGGCUUGAUGAGGGGGCGAAGGCAGAGAUUGAGGCGAGGCAGGAGGGCGAGUGGCGGAGCGGGCGGAUGGGAGGGCUGCUUAGAAUCACGGGAUGUUCUUGA
Messenger RNA from Verticillium dahliae VdLs.17, 1437 nucleotides. RefSeq lists its product as uncharacterized. NCBI's taxonomy places the organism in Eukaryota, Fungi, Ascomycota, Sordariomycetes, Glomerellales, Plectosphaerellaceae. The transcript is spliced from 3 exons. Bases 1 to 1437 code for a protein of 478 amino acids. The record is from RefSeq and is a predicted model, not a curated record.